This is a messenger RNA of Pararge aegeria (speckled wood butterfly), 1677 nucleotides long. It is a transcript of the gene AP-2mu, whose product is annotated as AP-2 complex subunit mu. Gene Ontology annotation, cellular component: cytoplasmic vesicle; AP-2 adaptor complex. Gene Ontology annotation, molecular function: clathrin-cargo adaptor activity. The coding region runs from base 158 to 1489 and encodes 443 amino acids. Gene Ontology annotation, biological process: intracellular protein transport; clathrin-dependent endocytosis. The record is from RefSeq and is a predicted model, not a curated record. The transcript has 11 exons. NCBI's taxonomy places the organism in Eukaryota, Metazoa, Arthropoda, Insecta, Lepidoptera, Nymphalidae.
AUCUGCUAUUGACGUUUCAUUUUGGGGGCGGGUUUCAUCUCCAAUAUUUUGCUAAACUGCCCUAAAAUGAAAGUAAUUCAAACGUUGGUUUUGUAAUAAAAUCGUCAUUUCAAUAGAUCAAUGUGUUGAUUGACCGCCACUAAAUAGACACGUCAAGAUGAUUGGAGGCCUAUUUGUGUAUAACCACAAAGGGGAGGUGUUGAUAUCUCGAGUGUACCGGGACGACAUAGGGCGCAAUGCUGUUGAUGCAUUUCGUGUCAAUGUGAUCCAUGCACGUCAGCAAGUGCGCUCACCUGUCACUAAUAUUGCCCGCACCUCUUUCUUUCAUAUAAAGCGAGCAAACAUCUGGCUAGCUGCUGUGACCAAGCAGAAUGUGAACGCAGCCAUGGUGUUUGAGUUCCUGCUCAAGAUCAUUGAUGUGAUGCAGUCAUACUUCGGCAAGAUCUCCGAAGAGAACAUCAAGAAUAACUUUGUACUCAUCUAUGAAUUGCUUGAUGAGAUCCUGGACUUCGGCUACCCACAAAACUCAGAUACGGGUGUAUUAAAGACAUUCAUCACCCAGCAAGGCAUCAAGUCAGCUUCCAAGGAGGAGCAGGCGCAAAUUACCUCACAGGUUACCGGACAAAUCGGUUGGCGUCGAGAAGGCAUAAAGUAUAGACGUAACGAAUUGUUCCUUGACGUACUGGAGUAUGUCAACUUACUGAUGUCGCCUCAAGGACAAGUGUUAUCAGCUCACGUUGCCGGCAAGGUGGUGAUGAAGUCAUACCUGUCGGGUAUGCCGGAGUGCAAAUUCGGCAUCAACGACAAGAUUGUCAUGGAGGCCAAGGGGAAAGGGAAUGGCCCCACAGGUGGCAUAUCUGGCAACACGGACAGCGAUCCCGCCAGAUCGGGCAAGCCCGUGGUGGUGAUCGACGACUGCCAGUUCCACCAGUGCGUGAAACUCAGCAAGUUCGAGACGGAGCAUUCCAUCUCUUUCAUACCACCUGACGGGGAGUUCGAACUAAUGAGGUACCGCACCACCAAGGACAUUUCCCUGCCGUUCCGCGUCAUACCGCUGGUGCGCGAGGUCGGGCGCACCAAGAUGGAGGUGAAGGUGGUGCUGAAGUCCAACUUCAAGCCGUCGCUGCUGGGCCAGAAGAUCGAGGUGAAGAUACCCACGCCCCUCAACACCAGCGGCGUGCAACUCAUCUGCCUCAAGGGCAAGGCAAAGUAUAAGGCCUCUGAGAACGCUAUAGUUUGGAAAAUCAAGCGCAUGGCGGGUAUGAAAGAGACCCAGUUGUCCGCUGAAAUAGAGCUUCUAGAGACUGACACCAAGAAGAAGUGGACCCGACCACCCAUUUCCAUGGGCUUUGAAGUACCAUUCGCACCUUCCGGCUUCAAGGUUCGGUACCUGAAGGUGUUCGAGCCCAAACUAAACUACUCUGACCAUGACGUCAUCAAAUGGGUGCGCUACAUCGGACGCUCCGGACUCUACGAGACUAGAUGCUAAGAAAACGGAAACACGGACCUCGGAAUGUUUGUCUCCUCAAUGGAAAUUUCAUGCAGAUUUGGAUAUUGUAGAUCGAUAUAAGGCGUGUUACAUAAUAAUAUAUUUUCUUCCUGUAUAUAACUACUCAUACACUAAAUAUUAUAUUACAAAAAUUACAACUCGCGUCAAGUAAAAAAAGUUUGCAAUUU